AGUUCUUGAUCAAUAAUGGACCUGCUAUUCCCCUCCUUGUCAAUCUUGCUUUCUUCCUUUCUCUUCUUGUCAAUAGUUGUUAAAGUUGUGAAGAGACUGAUAACCUCAGAUGGAAACAUCAAGCUGCCACCAGGACCAUGGAAAUUACCCUUCGUAGGCAACAUGCACCAGCUACUAGGCUCACUACCUCAUCACAUCCUGAAAGACCUGGCCAAUCAACAUGGACCCCUGAUGCAACUACAGCUUGGUGAAAUUUCGACCAUCGUUGUUUCUUCACCAGAAAUUGCCAAAGAUGUCUUGAGAGCGCAUGGUAUUGUCUUUGCUCAGAGGCCUCAACUGCUUUCCAUGAGUAUCAUUACUUACGGUUUUAGGGACAUUGCCAUGGCACCAUAUGGCGAUCACUGGAGACAAGUAAGAAAAAUUUGCACGGUAGAACUUUUGACAGCAAAACAAGUCCAGUCAUUUCAUUCAAUCAGACAGGAGGAGGUCUCAGCUCUUGUUAAAUCCGUAUCUUCAAAUGAAGGAUCGCAAAUCAAUCUUAGCGACAAAAUUUUUUCCUUGACAUAUGGAAUCACAUCAAGAGCAGCAUUCGGUAACAAAUGCAAAGACCAGGAAACAUUUUCAUCAACUAUCAGAGAAGUAGUGAAGCUGAUUUCCGGAUUUAGUAUAGCAGAUAUGUACCCAUCAUUUCGAGUGCUUCAACUGAUUAGUGGAAUGAGACAGAAACUUGGGACUCUGCAUCAGAAGAGCGAUAAGAUACUUCAAGGCAUCGUUGAUGAACACAGAGAGAGAAUGGAGAGUGGAAAAAUAAGUGAAGGAGAAGCAAAGGAAGACCUAGUUACUGUUCUUUUAAAGAUUCAGCAGCUUGAUUAUCUUGAAUUUCCUCUGACUGACAACAACAUCAAAGCAGUCAUCUGGGAUAUCUUCAGUGGGGGAAGUGAGACAUCGUCAACAAUUGUGGACUGGGCAAUGUCUGAAAUGCUGAAAAAUCCAAGGGUGCUAAGAAAGGCACAAGACGAGGUAAGGCAGGCCUUUCAUGGAAAAGGGGAUGUGGAUGAAGCAAGCAUACAUGAAUUAAAAUACUUAGCAUCAGUAAUCAAGGAAACCCUGAGGUUACACCCUUCUUUGCCUCUGUUACUUCCAAGAGAAAGCCGAGAGAAUUGUGAAAUUAUGGGAUACCAGGUUCCUGUCGAGACCAAAGUCAUAAUCAACGCAUGGGCAAUAGGAAGAGAUCCAAAGUAUUGGAAUGAACCCGAAACAUUUUACCCUGAAAGGUUCCUGAAUACUUCCACUGAUUUUAAAGGAAAAAAUUUUGAGUAUAUCCCAUUUGGCGCAGGAAGAAGGAUGUGUCCAGGCAUAAUGUUUGCACUCCCUAACAUUGAGCUGCCUCUGGCAAAACUGCUCUACCAUUUUGAUUGGAAGCUUCCUAGCGGAAUGAGGCAUGAAAAUCUAGACAUGACUGAGACCUUUGGUGUGACUGCCAGAAGGAAAGAUGAUUUAAUCCUAAUUCCCACCACUCAUAGCCAUUCAUCUGCUGAAUGAUAAUUUUCUCUGGACUGCAUAUUAGUUAUAGAAGUAGAGAUGUUUUCAUGAUCUCAAUAAAGCUCGGAGAACAUGUGAGGUAGAUUCCAGGCAGAACAUGUUUUAGGUUGCAAUAUAUUCUGUUGUGACUUAUCUGUCA
Messenger RNA from Theobroma cacao (cacao), 1681 nucleotides. Its product is annotated as cytochrome P450 71D10-like. Lineage: Eukaryota; Viridiplantae; Streptophyta; Magnoliopsida; Malvales; Malvaceae. The record is from RefSeq and is a predicted model, not a curated record. Gene Ontology annotation, molecular function: iron ion binding; oxidoreductase activity, acting on paired donors, with incorporation or reduction of molecular oxygen; monooxygenase activity.